AUGCCUGAGGAGCCGGGCGCGCUGGGCGAGCUCUUCAUAGAAGGGCCUUCUGAUCCCGAUGCGCAAGCUACAGUUACCGAUUUCAUCGACUACACCGAAUACCUCCCCUCGGACCUCGUUCGAUCGCUCACCUUGAUUCGCGGCCUCGACGAAAGAUAUAUACAUGCGACAGCUUCAGUGCAUGAGCUCACAAAGGCCUACGGAGAGCUUCCAAAUCUUCCCUCAGAGGCGCGCCCACAGCCUCAUGUACUACGCAAACAGAUAUCAGAGCAAUUGCGACGCGCCGUCAACGCCCGUGAAUCCGCCUAUGCAGAGUCCUGCCGUCUCUACGACCUUGUCGAUCACUACGUUGAUCGCCUCGGGAGUAUAAAAUCUAAGCUACGUACGAUACUGGCGAAUCUCGGUCCGGAAAAGGAUGAAGAACCCAUCGAGACGAAGCGACCAGGCACAGCGGACGGAACAGCUCCAGCGCCUCGGAUUACUCUUCGUGUCGAUGGCCAGAAACCCCAGGGAGCUAUCCGGCGCCAGGAAACGGCGGCGCAGAAGAAAGGAAGAAGCCAGAGGCCGCCUGCCAUACCCAAACCAGGUACCGCGUUGUUUGAGGCACCAGGAGAAAUGCAAGGUCCACUUGUUCAAUUGCCUCCGGGGCAAGCUAUAGAGAAGUCCAAGAAAGAAAAGCAACCAAAGAAUCGACGGCCACCACGACCUGCAGAUAAAUCGUCCACCGAAGCUGCUAAACCAGCACCGGUGUUAGAACCUCCUCCGGAUGAUGCUGUUAUUGGUGGCGAAUACCGCCCAUGGCUGCGAUUGACAGAAUGGGAAAUGGCACGAUUACGCAAGAAGAUGAAGAAGAAUAAUGUCUGGCAACCCAGCGACGUUAUGAUCCAGCGCGAGCUGACUCUGGGUGCUCGUGGCUGGGACGGUUAUCUAGCCGCAAAACAGAAGGCCGAGGCAGAAGGCACCGAGUUUGUGGAUUGCGACGAUAUCAUGAAUACUUAUACCCCUGGCCAACUUGCUUAUAAGGGAGCAGGACUACCACCACAAAACAAGGCGGAAGAAAAUAAAACCUUUCUCAAUCGAGGUAUGAAACUAAACGAAGCCAAAAAACAAAAGCGCGAGAGUUUGGCACGAGAACAAGCUGCUGCAUUGGCCGCAGCGGAAGCAGAAAUGGCAGCGAAACGUCUUGGAAAUAUUGGAUCUACCUUCAAGACAUUGUUCUCGAAUCCCGCGCAGCCAUUGCAAGCACCUGCACCACCACCACCAGUACCACCAGUACCACCAACUCCACCUGUUGUUUCUGAUAGCACUUCUACUGGUCCUUUAGGUAACAAUACACCUCUGGCUAAUGAGACAACAGCUACGCCUAGACUGAAGAUAAAACCGAGUACGUCCAAGAAAAGAAAGCUCGAUGAGCUGGCUGAUACUGCGGCUCCUGGACAAGAGAAUAGCGGACCACAGCCGCCGCCAUCGGCUGGCGUUAGCCCAUCGACGCCGAAACCUCCUCCUCCCAAGAGGCUACAGCUGACCAUGCCAGCAGCUGAGAAUCCUCCCGCUGAAACGAAACCUGUUACCAAGCCUACUAUAUCUUUAAAACUCCCGCUACUUCCCACCAGGCCCAGCUCCAAGAUAUCCUCACCCUUGGCGUCGCCCGCUGAGCCCAAGUCCGCAGUUGAACCCUCAACUCGUCGUCGUCAAUCCAUCGUCUCCAAGGCUAUCCGAAGCUCUACACCACCGGCAGCCAAUAGGACAUCAUCCCGUCGUCGUUCGAUCACAUCUACUUCAAUUGACUCCGCUUCUCGUGACCGGCUUCGACGCAAGAGUACUACUCCAGCAAUCAAGGACCUAGCUACUAACCAACCAACAACACCAACCGCUGCCGUAGCACCCGCAGUAACAGCAGCAGGACGCCGAAGCAAACGACCAGCUCCCGGGCCCGUAACGGCAGGAGAAAACGGAGGGUCUGCAGUGAGCGUAGGUAGACGCAAGGCAAAACCAACAGUCAAAAAGAAGAGAGACCACCGAGACAGCAAUAUAUCAUCCAAGUCAGAAGAUAUUCGCAUCGACGAGGACGGCGUGCUUGAAGAAAUCGAUCCUAAUGAACCUCGCUAUUGUCUCUGUGGAGACGUUAGCUUCGGGACCAUGAUAUGCUGUGAAUACCAUGAUUGCGAGAGGGAAUGGUUUCAUCUUGACUGUGUUGGGCUCCCCGAGGUCCCUAGUCGACUAGCAAAGUGGUAUUGUCCUGAAUGUCGGAAGAAACUAGACAAGAUACCACCGGACGGCAUUGUACGGACAAGUGGCCGGCGAUGA
This is a messenger RNA of Arthroderma uncinatum, 2307 nucleotides long. RefSeq lists its product as uncharacterized. Gene Ontology annotation, biological process: regulation of DNA-templated transcription. Gene Ontology annotation, cellular component: Rpd3L complex; nucleus; Rpd3L-Expanded complex. NCBI's taxonomy places the organism in Eukaryota, Fungi, Ascomycota, Eurotiomycetes, Onygenales, Arthrodermataceae. The transcript is spliced from 2 exons. Bases 1 to 2307 code for a protein of 768 amino acids. The record is from RefSeq and is a predicted model, not a curated record.